CUGACGGUGUUGUAGUUACACCGCCUGGCCGCUGGGUGUCGCUGUGGCGCCAUGUGUGAAAGCAGCUCCUGUCAGCUGCUCGCUGUCUUCCUGUCAUCUGUGUCCCUGUUCGGAGUUCAGAGUUUGAUCAGAAAGUCCAAUUAAUGCAGUCUGUGAUCAUGAAGAGCUCCAAGGAGGCCGUGCAGGCUGCAGCCAGGGAGUUCCUGCAGUUCGUCAACAGAGGAGUGUCUCCGUACCACGUGGUUGAAGAAUGCCGGCGGCGUCUGUUGGAGGCCGGCUUCAUCGAGCUGAAGGAGACGGAGCAGUGGGACAUCAAGCCGUCCACCAAGUACUUUGUGACCAGGAACUUCUCCAGCCUCAUCGCCUUCGCUGUCGGUGGACUCUACCUGCCAGGAAACGGCUUCUCCAUGAUUGGAGCGCACACAGACAGCCCCUGUCUCAGGGUGAAGCCGAGGUCGAAGAGGACGAAGCAGGGCUGCCUGCAGGUCGGGGUGGAGUGUUACGGCGGCGGCAUCUGGAACACCUGGUUCGACCGUGACCUGACCAUCGCCGGCCGCGUCAUGGUCAAGAGCGACAGCAGGCUGGUUCACCGGCUGGUUCACGUGCCCAGGCCUCUGCUCAGGAUCCCUCACCUGGCCAUCCACCUGCAGAGAGACAUCAACGACUCCUUCGGCCCAAACAAGGAGAACCACCUUGUGCCGAUCAUCGCCACCGCCGUCCAGGAGGAGCUGGAGACGGGCUCUGCGUCCUCCGGAGACGCCAGCUGUGCCACCAGCACGGCGGAGAAGCACCACCCGGCGCUGGUGAAGGUUCUGUGUUCAGAGCUCGGCGUCGAGCCUGAAGCUCUGCUGGACUUUGAGCUCUGUCUGACCGACACUCAGCCCGCGGCGCUGGGCGGAGUGUACGAGGAGUUCAUCUACUCUCCUCGCCUGGAUAACCUCCACAGCUGCUACUGCGCCCUGCAGGCGCUGGUGGACUCCUGUUCUGGAGACUCUCUGUCCAAAGAUCCCAACGUGCGGAUGAUCACUCUGUACGAUAACGAGGAGGUGGGCUCAGAGAGCGCUCAGGGAGCUCAGUCCAACCUGACGGAGCUCAUCCUCAGCCGCCUCGCCUCCUCCGCCGCCAACCUCACCGCCUUCCAACAGGCGGCGCCGCGCUCCUUCAUGAUCAGCGCCGACAUGGCGCACGCCAUCCACCCCAACUACCAAGAGAAACACGAGGAGAACCAUCGGCCGGCUUUCCACAAGGGUCCAGUGAUCAAGUUCAACAGCAACCAGCGCUACGCCACCACCGCCGUCACCGCCUCCGUCGUCAGGGAGGUGGCCAGCAAGGUCGGGGUGCCUCUGCAGGACGUGAUGGUCCGUAACGACAGCCCGUGUGGAACCACCAUUGGACCGAUCCUGGCCGCCCGCCUCGGCGUCCCCGUGUUGGACAUCGGCGCUCCGCAGCUCUCCAUGCACUCCAUCAGAGAGAUGUGCUGCACCUCCAGCGUCCUGCAGAGCACCACCCUCUUCAAGGGAUUCUUCGAGUUGUUCCCCACAGUGAGGAGCUCGCUGGUCGUCGACUAGAGCCGCAAGAACCCGACAAAUCAACCAGAGGAUCUCACGUCGUUUUCAACACUUCAUUAAGAACGAUAACAGGAAAAGUGUCGAUGGAGACUCGAUGCUGAUGUUGAAAAUGACUGAAUGAUGUCGUCACUGUGCCACCAAAGAAGAAAUCACAUCACGGCUCACGAGCACUUCUUGAUCUUUCUUAAGAACUGAAAUUGUUUAGAAAAUAAAAAUACUGACAAGUUUUUCCUGA
Molecule: messenger RNA, 1803 nt
Organism: Acanthopagrus latus (yellowfin seabream)
Lineage: Eukaryota; Metazoa; Chordata; Actinopteri; Spariformes; Sparidae
Gene: dnpep
Product: aspartyl aminopeptidase
Exons: 15
Coding region: 144-1568 (474 amino acids)
Biological process (GO): proteolysis
Molecular function (GO): aminopeptidase activity; zinc ion binding
Source: RefSeq, a predicted model, not a curated record